CCAACAGAGCCUGGAUACUGCUUCUGCGGCACACCGGAUACCAACGACAUGAUUGCUUGCGAUGGCAAGGGCUGUGCGACGGAGUGGUUCCAUUUUACGUGUGUGGGCUUGACGCCCGAGACCGUGCCCAAGGGGAAGUGGUUUUGCGAUGAUUGUGCAGAGAAAGCGGUGAAGCGG
This is a messenger RNA of Bipolaris maydis ATCC 48331, 177 nucleotides long. NCBI's taxonomy places the organism in Eukaryota, Fungi, Ascomycota, Dothideomycetes, Pleosporales, Pleosporaceae. The record is from RefSeq and is a predicted model, not a curated record.